Molecule: messenger RNA, 1269 nt
Organism: Exophiala spinifera
Lineage: Eukaryota; Fungi; Ascomycota; Eurotiomycetes; Chaetothyriales; Herpotrichiellaceae
Exons: 4
Coding region: 1-1269 (422 amino acids)
Biological process (GO): proteasome-mediated ubiquitin-dependent protein catabolic process
Cellular component (GO): proteasome regulatory particle, base subcomplex
Molecular function (GO): ATP binding; proteasome-activating activity; ATP hydrolysis activity
Source: RefSeq, a predicted model, not a curated record
AUGGGAGACGUUCUUGUUGACAAUCCAGUUCAUACUGUUCCGCCUCACAAAAAACAGCCUCUAUCAGAUUCCAUACCAGACAUCGAUUCGUUAGAAGGAGCUGGGGCAGAUGGAGGCGAUGAAUACUCGACGCUGAAGAGAUUACAGCGGCACUUGGAGUACAUCAAGCUACAAGAAGAAUACAUCAAGGACGAACAGAGAUCUCUCAAACGAGAACUCGUCCGCGCGCAGGAAGAGAUCAAGCGGAUACAAAGUGUUCCACUAGUGAUUGGCCAGUUCAUGGAAGCCAUCGAUCAAAACACUGGUAUUGUCCAAUCUUCGACGGGCUCAAACUAUGUUGUCCGGAUCCUGUCAACCCUCGACCGCGAAAAGCUGAAGCCAUCCUCCUCGGUCGCUCUUCACCGACAUUCCAACUCGUUAGUAGACAUCCUUCCCCCAGAAGCCGACUCCUCUAUUGCUAUGCUCGGGGCGGAUGAGAAGCCUGAUGUCACAUAUGCCGAUGUGGGAGGUCUGGACAUGCAGAAACAGGAGAUUCGGGAGGCGGUCGAACUGCCUCUGACACAUUUCGACCUCUACAAGCAGAUUGGUAUUGACCCCCCUCGUGGCGUUUUGCUUUACGGCCCGCCAGGUACGGGCAAGACUAUGCUGGUCAAGGCGGUGGCCAACAGCACAACUGCAAGCUUCAUUCGGGUGGUCGGCUCCGAAUUUGUGCAGAAAUAUCUUGGUGAAGGUCCACGAAUGGUCCGGGAUGUGUUCCGGAUGGCACGCGAGAACUCCCCCGCCAUCAUCUUCAUUGAUGAAAUUGAUGCAAUCGCAACCAAACGAUUUGAUGCUCAAACUGGCGCCGACCGAGAGGUCCAGCGUAUUCUUCUGGAAUUGCUGAAUCAGAUGGACGGAUUCGAUCAAACCAGCAAUGUCAAGGUCAUUAUGGCCACCAAUCGUGCGGAUACUUUGGACCCUGCCCUUCUUCGGCCCGGACGUCUGGACAGAAAAAUCGAGUUCCCGUCACUCCGAGAUCGACGAGAACGCCGACUCAUCUUCAGCACCAUAGCCAGCAAAAUGUCACUCUCGCCCGAAGUCGACCUGGACUCUUUAAUUGUACGCAACGACCCAUUAUCUGGAGCCAUCAUUGCGGCCAUCAUGCAAGAAGCCGGUCUUCGAGCGGUCCGAAAGAAUCGCUACAACAUCAUUCAAGCCGAUCUAGAGGAUGCCUACUCGAGCCAGGUCAAGGGUGCACAAGAGGCCGAUAAAUUUGAUUUCUACAGAUGA